Messenger RNA from Paracoccidioides brasiliensis Pb18, 414 nucleotides. Its product is annotated as mitochondrial 54S ribosomal protein MRPL51. Gene Ontology annotation, cellular component: mitochondrial large ribosomal subunit. Gene Ontology annotation, molecular function: structural constituent of ribosome. The record is from RefSeq and is a predicted model, not a curated record. Gene Ontology annotation, biological process: mitochondrial translation. The coding region runs from base 1 to 414 and encodes 137 amino acids. The transcript is spliced from 3 exons.
AUGCCUAUCCAGGGAAUUCCAACUGUGGCCACCAGCCGAAAUGGCGUUGGCGCGUUUAUCCUCCAGUGUAAACGGCUCGAUUUCCAUUAUUGCGACUGGGCUGGUAGCUCAAGAGGAAUGAACGCAUUCCUUAAAUACACUCUUCCCUCCUUCGCUGCCGCGAACCCCCAAAUAGAAAUCCGCGUCUCCCCACGACCGAAAAAACACCCCGUAAUCAAGGGCUACUACAUCAAUGGACGUGAAAAGGCCAUCUGCGUUCGUAAUCUGGAGAAGGAGCAGAUACUUGCCAAGGCAACAUUGCUCAAGGAGGCGAACGGGGAGAAGCUGAAGAGAGUCAGGAAGCCCGUGUGUAGUUUGAAUGAGAGUGUGAGAGGUGUUUGGAGUCCUUAUCAUGGCGAUGUGAAGACGAUAUGA